AUGGGGAAUCUGAUGGUGAUUGUGGUGGUAACCAUGUCACGGCGGCUGCGGUCCGUUACCAACUUCCUGCUUGCCAACCUCGCCUUUGCUGAUCUGUGCGUCGGCAUCUUCUGCGUCUUCCAGAACCUCUACAUACACCUCGCCACCACGUGGGUGCUGGGCGACGCGCUGUGCAAGAUGUUCCAGUUCGUUCACAGCCUUAGCUAUACGGCGUCCAUCCUCAUCCUGGUGGUCAUCUGCAGCGAGCGCUACGUCGCCAUCAUACACCCUAUGGCCUGCAAGAGCAUCCUCACCCCGACCAGGCUCAUGGUGGUGGUGUCUACCGUGUGGUUCCUGUCGGCGGCGUACUCGGCGCCGCGGCUGGGCUGGAUGCAGACGGUGCGCUUCAACUUCAGCGGCGGGCCGCCAGAGGUGUACUGCCUGUCCAACAUCGCGCGCUACAACCGCCAGCUGUUCGACGUGCUGACGUUCGUGCUGCUCUACCUGCUGCCGCUGGCGAUCAUGAUGGCGCUCUACUCGCGCAUCGCCGUCGCGCUCUGGCGCAGCAGCCGCGGACUCGAGGACGUCGAGGUGAACGUCGACCCGCGACGGCAGCCCAGCUGCAGGAGGAAGGUGGGAGGCAGCGGCUCCUUCAAAGUGCGUUUCUCCGCGGGGCGGGCGGUGCGGUUGUCGACGCGUGGCAAGAGGACUCUGCUGGCGGUGGCGCCGGUGGCGGACACGCCGUCCGCGUCCCCGGAGCUGCAGAGUGGCCACGGCCACGGCCACGGCCACGCACACAGUCAUCAGGAGCAGCGGCGCGCCUCCGCGCAGAACGUGCUGCGCGCGCGGCGCGGCGUCGUCCGCAUGCUGAUCGCCGUCGUGCUGGCGUUCGCCGCUUGCAACCUGCCGCUGCACGCGCGCAAGAUGUGGCAGCUGUCGCCCAGCUACCCGUUCGACACGCCGUUCGCCGCCGUCUUCUCGCUGCUCACCUUCCUGGCGACGUACCUGAACGCGGCGCUCGACCCGCUGCUGUACGCCUUCAUGUCGCGAAACUUCCGGCGCGGCGCGCGCGAGCUGCUGUGCGCGCGCCGCCGCCGCCAACGCCCCCGCUCCUGCUCGCCGCUGCAGAGGCGCAGCUCGUCGCGGUCCGUGUCGCGGGCCGCCAGCGGGCACAGCUGA
This is a messenger RNA of Schistocerca serialis cubense, 1158 nucleotides long. RefSeq names its product trissin receptor. Gene Ontology annotation, biological process: G protein-coupled receptor signaling pathway. The transcript is spliced from 6 exons. Bases 1 to 1158 code for a protein of 385 amino acids. The record is from RefSeq and is a predicted model, not a curated record. Gene Ontology annotation, molecular function: neuropeptide Y receptor activity. Gene Ontology annotation, cellular component: plasma membrane. Lineage: Eukaryota; Metazoa; Arthropoda; Insecta; Orthoptera; Acrididae.